This is a messenger RNA of Onychostoma macrolepis, 1961 nucleotides long. It is a transcript of the gene smug1, whose product is annotated as single-strand-selective monofunctional uracil-DNA glycosylase 1. Gene Ontology annotation, molecular function: single-strand selective uracil DNA N-glycosylase activity; oxidized pyrimidine nucleobase lesion DNA N-glycosylase activity. NCBI's taxonomy places the organism in Eukaryota, Metazoa, Chordata, Actinopteri, Cypriniformes, Cyprinidae. The coding region runs from base 272 to 1132 and encodes 286 amino acids. The transcript has 4 exons. The record is from RefSeq and is a predicted model, not a curated record. Gene Ontology annotation, biological process: base-excision repair.
UACUUUUACGUUUUGCUUUGUUUUCCUUCUUUCUAACAAUAGGCCUGAUCUGUUUGGCAUGUGAUCCUGUCUUAUUCUUGGAGAUUUGCAUGUUGCGUUGGAGACUGGAGGGCUGUAGCUCUCUCUGUCUGUCUCUCUGUUUUGCUUCUUACAGCAGCUGAGUGACUGGUUUGCCUACCCAUAAUCAAACCUCAGAAGAAGAAGAAGAAGCAGCUCCCAGUAUGCACCGCGGUCCGGUCGCUCUUUUGUUGCCGGAAACGCGUCUGGGACAAUGCAAUCACAGCCCGAUGUUGAGAGGUUGGCAAAUGGAGAUGUGUCUCAGAGAGACCAUUUACUGGGAAAAGAUGUCACCGGUCUGCUUGACCUGGCUGCUGACCAACUGUUUAACGGCUCUACAGUUGCUUCGAGGUUCCUGCGGGCUGAACUGGAACUGAAUGCACGGUUACGGACGCUGUCCUUUGGGAAACCAGUGCGAUACACGUACAACCCGCUGGAAUAUGCCUGGGACACACAUCGAUGUUAUGUGGAGAAAUACUGUCAGGAAGGCCAGAGCGUUCUCUUUCUAGGCAUGAACCCAGGGCCUUUUGGCAUGGCACAAACAGGGGUACCGUUUGGCGAGGUGAAGGCAGUUCGCAGUUGGCUGAAGAUAACUGGAGCGGUCGGCCGUCCAGCAGAGGAGCAUCCUAAGCGACGGAUCACAGGCCUCGACUGCACUCAGAGUGAAGUGAGCGGAGCCCGAUUCUGGGGCUUUUUCCAAGAGCUCUGCGGUGAAACUCACAACUUCUUCCGUCACUGUUUUGUGCACAACUUGUGCCCUCUCAUCUUCAUGAGUGAGUCUGGCAAGAACCUAACUCCGCCUGAGCUCCCGGCCGCGGAGCGUGAUGCCCUUUUGUCCUGCUGUGACAGUGCUCUUUGUCAGGUAGUCACUGCACUGGGAGUCUCCCUGGUGAUCGGAGUGGGCAAGCUAGCAGAGCAACGCGCUCGACGGGCUCUUGCAGAAGCAGGCAUCACUGUGAGAGUGGAGGGCAUCAUGCAUCCGUCCCCUAGAAACCCACUGGCUAAUAAAGGAUGGGCUAACAUAGUCAGAGACAAACUAGAUAAUCUGGGGGUGUUAAGUUUGCUUACCAGUUGAUGAUGAGGAUGGUGAUGACAGCUACUGCCUCUGCAUUUUAAAAUUUACUCAUUAAUGCUUUUGAACCUUAAUGUUGCCAUUAUCAGAGACUUGUUUAAGAUAACAGACGUUAUGACCAAUAAUGGAGUACUUUAUGACACAUUUAUUAUUUUUAAAUUUGUUUUUAUGUGUAUUAUUUAUCUCUGUAUGUGUGUGUGUUUGUAUACACAGAACUUUUGAUGGCCAUUUUAAGCUCUUUUGUAUGUUAAGAUGUAAAGGUACAUGCAUGUGUGGUAAUUUUUUGUUUUGUUUUGUUGUCUUGUUUUUUGUUUUUUGUUUUUUUAAAUAUACAUUUAGAUUUAGAUUUACAUUUGUGGUGCUAGGAAAAAAAAAAAAAAAAAAACUACUGUAGAUAUUACUUUGUUAUUCUUUGAUUAUAACACACUAAUUUAGCCACAGUGAGUUCAAGAGGUUAUUAUACCUUGAGUUCAGUCUCAUUUUUGCCCUUGAGUGGAGUGUCAUUCUUUUAUUCUGUGUGUUUAACCCAAAUGUUGAGUCGAAUGUAUAGGUGAUGGCAAUAAAUUGUAUCUCAUGUUUAAUUUUGUGUUCACGAGUUAACCGAAGUGUUUUGUAUUUCAAAAGAAAACAACUAUGUUUAACAUAUGAGCUUAUGAACUUUUAAUGCUAUAUUGUUACUAAAAUGGUUAUUUUCUUGCAUGUUUAUAAAAUGUUUAGGUUUGGAGGUAGGUUAAGAGGUCUAAAAGUCUAAAUCACUUAUUGAUAAAAUGAUAAAAAUGCAUUGAUAAGAAUAUCUUAAUGAAAUAAAAACAAUAUUACUAACUCAUCAUUA